AUGCAAAGCAAAAAAGAGCCAGUCGAUGGAGCGGCAGACAAGAACUCCCAACCUCUCCUGAAAUCCAGUAGCCUGUAUAACAGAGAAGCAUCUGUUGAGGAAGCAAACGAGAAGAGCAAAGUUCGGGAUCGCACAAAAUCCAACAAGGACGAAAUCAAAGUCAAAGAAAUGCUUGACAAACGAGGAUUUAUCGACAGCGAGGGAACAUUCGUCGAGCUUCCAAGAACUCUUUCCCAUAGAAGUGCGGCCAUUGCGGAAGGCCGCCAGCCGGGUAUAGAAGACCCCAGAGCCAAUGAUAGUACCUAUGUCAAAGCAAUAGCCUGGGGUGGAAGAGAACAUUACCUUAAGAAAUGA
Messenger RNA from Fusarium coffeatum, 354 nucleotides. RefSeq lists its product as uncharacterized. The coding region runs from base 1 to 354 and encodes 117 amino acids. Lineage: Eukaryota; Fungi; Ascomycota; Sordariomycetes; Hypocreales; Nectriaceae. The transcript has a single exon. The record is from RefSeq and is a predicted model, not a curated record.